GGGGCUAGAGGAUGCUUGACUUGUCUGGCAGGUUACUGCUUUUCAUCUGUGCUCCCAGGCCAACUCGUAAUUAAAACAUUUUCUAAUUAGACAGGAGCUCGACAUUUGGCUAUACAGGGUUACUAGGAUGUCUAUGUGGAGGCGACGGCCAAAAUAUAAUUGCAAAGCAUAUCGAGAAGACAAACAUGUCCAUAGAGGCCCAGAUAGAGUGGAUAUACUAACAUUUAAAUACAAGGAGAUGUGUAAAAUGGACUCAAGCUCUGAUUCUGAAUCUGAUGCAAGCCCUAGGUGGUCAGACACCAGCAGCAAGGGCAACGUCAGUGGGGCAGCAGAAAGAAGAGCUGCACAGAAACUGCCAUCAUUAACACACAAACCCACUGGCUGGCACAACGUGUGCAUAGAUCCGUACGAUGGAAGCUCAGAGGACUCUUGCAGCUCCAUGAAUGGUUCCAGACGGCCAAAGAAGGGUACCUGCAGGUUUUGGGGAAAGUUCCGGAGAGGGACAGCCAUGCAUGGCCCCCUCCCCAAGGAGGCGAAGAGAAGUGGGACAACUGAUGGUGCAGGAGGAUCCCAUUUUGGAGACAUUCACAUGUCAAGCGAUUCAGAGAUUGAUUUCACCAACCAGAAUGGCAAUUGGCCUUCUAGCGAUGUGAAAGAUUCAAAGGCAGGGGUGUUGGAAGAUAGCGGCGUGUUCACCAGGUCCCCUUCUGACCCACCUGGCCCUGCGCUGUCCACUGUUGGAGGUGAUUGCGUGCGGGCUGUGCGUGGUUCAUCCAAUGAAAACGAUCAAGAGACACCAACGCCUCAACUUCAGUCACCUGACUGUACCACAGGCUAUGACUCACUUUCCAAAAGGAAGCUGGUUCUUCCCCAGGGUGAAAUGGGGUAUUGGCACAGGAAAAGGCAAUGUAUGACUAAAGUGGAAGAGGAGAGCCACAGUCCUGAGUGAAAUGAAACUGGGGAGCCAUCAGGUCAACUUCUGAAACAUUUUGAGUUACUUUGCACUUCCACUGUAAAUAAAGCACUUGGUGUUAAAUA
Messenger RNA from Clupea harengus (Atlantic herring), 1038 nucleotides. RefSeq lists its product as uncharacterized. NCBI's taxonomy places the organism in Eukaryota, Metazoa, Chordata, Actinopteri, Clupeiformes, Clupeidae. The record is from RefSeq and is a predicted model, not a curated record.